Molecule: messenger RNA, 675 nt
Organism: Pollicipes pollicipes
Lineage: Eukaryota; Metazoa; Arthropoda; Thecostraca; Pollicipedomorpha; Pollicipedidae
Product: polypeptide N-acetylgalactosaminyltransferase 2
Biological process (GO): protein O-linked glycosylation
Cellular component (GO): Golgi apparatus
Molecular function (GO): polypeptide N-acetylgalactosaminyltransferase activity
Source: RefSeq, a predicted model, not a curated record
GGUGCUCGCAUGCGAUGUGUGGAAUGUGUUUGAGGGUUGUAGUGUUCCUAGUUUUCAUCUGCUGCAGUGUGAUGAACAGGGUGGUCUUAUGUGUUUGAGUUCUUAAAUUGCGGGCUAAGUGAGAGUUGAACGCUGAAUGUGUUUCCUUGAUUAGUUUGCUUAUGUGUCCAAACGAUUGAUUUUCCCACUUUUACAACAUGGGGUAUUUGCAUUGAAGAUUAAUGUGAUUCCACGUGCCAUGUUCUGACGGUCAGAACUACACCACUCUGAAAUGGCCUUACUAUACCGGCGAAACUUCAAGUGGCUUCUGCUCAUAGUGUCAGUGUGGGGCGUUGGUGUCAUUUGCUACCUUCGGAGUACAUCAUCAUCACCUCAGGAGCCGCUGACGCCGAACCGCGCGUUGCGCCUGAAGCAGCCGGAGCCGGAGCUGGAGCCGGAGCGGGAGCCGGAGCCGAACCCGGAGCGGGAGCGGGAGCCGGAGUCGGAGCCGGCCGCCUCGCUGCCGCGGCCCGGUGUGGCGCUGGGUGCCGCCGACACCGUGUUUGACGAGCGAGCCUACACGGCUCGCGGCGCGCUACAGCCCGGCGAUGACGCCUACUUCCGCAACAAGUUCAAUCAGCGCAUCAGCGACAGUCUGGCUAGCAACCGGCACGUGCCGGACACUAGGAGCGCUGC